Cuscuta epithymum is the source of this 11239-nucleotide messenger RNA. The record is from the annotation of a GenBank genome assembly. Lineage: Eukaryota; Viridiplantae; Streptophyta; Magnoliopsida; Solanales; Convolvulaceae.
AGUACCCUUGAUUUGACUUCUCGCAAAAAAAAGUACCAUUGAUUUGACACGCCUAAAGUAUUGGCCGGAAAAGUACUAAAUUGGCUACAAUUCCAUCGGUUUAAGACUAGAACUGCCUCAAAGGUUCAACUUUUCAAAACGCCUUGAACAGAAGAAGAAGUCCUCUAUUUCCGGCUACGUAGAGGUUUGCUUCGAUUGUCUUUUUCAAUUUCAGCACAGCUAUAUCAGGUUUACCCUCUCAAAGGCGGACUUUAGUUUUUAUUUUCAAUUUGCCUGAUAUGCAAUAAAUGAAACUCGAGAUAAUAGAGAUCUAAAUUAGUUAAUGAACUGAAUGAUGAAUUUAUUGUUCUUUGUUCAUCAAGCACACUAAGCGGUAAACUUUUGUUAAUGUUAUGGCUUUGGAGGUCCGUUCUUUCUUCGCAUGUAGUUCACUCAAGAGACCAAUUUGGCCCCCAUUAGCUUGAUGGUAUUUUAACUCCUCAUUUCAAAACUUACCUAAGAAGAUUCAGAAUCUCUUACAGUUUCUGGGUAUUGGCUCGUGAAAGAUGAAGUUCAGAUUGAAAUAUAGAAAUUUCCAUUUUAUACUGCGUAAUGGUACAAAAAGCACUUAUACCAUCAAUUCAUCAUGAAUAGUUUCAGCACAAUCCCCAUUUGAAUAUUAUCCUUAGGAUUUGCAUAUCACCUAACACUAUUUUCUGUAUUGCUAUACCUUAUUUGCACCAAUGACUUAUCUCAAUCUAAAUAAAAAUAUAAGUGAUAAAAUUGAUAAACAACAUAUUGUUUCUUUGUUCUCCAAGAAAUGGGUGAAUUUCCUAGUGUGAUAAAGUAACUAGUGCUAGAGCGUCUAGUGAAGGAACACCCUGCCCAGUCCGCGUCACAAUAUCCUUUGAGGUCAAGGUCAUUGUCGGAUGAUAAAAAUAUUCCUUGACCAGGUGUUUGCUUCAAAUAGCGCAAAACUCGUAUAGCAGCAUCAAGAUGAGUUUGGUGUGGUUUGCUGAGAAAUUGACUAAGCUGGCUAACAGAAUAAACAAUGUCUGGACGGGUAACCGUUAGAUAUAAUAGACGCCCAAUCAAUCUGCGAUAUGAGGAAGCGUCGACUAAUGGGCUAUCAUCGUCAGGACGCAGUUUUAAAUUUUGCUCCAUGGGAAAUGAACUGGGACGUCCUGCUAAGAGGCCACAUUCUGCCAAGAUAUCAAGGGUAUAUUUUCUUUGGCUUAAAACAAAUCCUUUUGGGGAACGAGCUACUUCAAUACCUAGAAAAUAUUUUAAUUUUCCCAAGUCUUUUAUGCUAAACUUGGAGUCCAGAUAAUCUUUUACUGUGGAAAUAUGAGAGGUCAUUUCCGGCAAGAAGAACAUCAUCAACGUAGAUAAGAGCAUAAGUGUGUAUGGGACCCUGUCGAAAGAUGAACAGAGAGUGAUCAGCGUGAGACUGGGAAAAACCGAUACCGGUGAGAGCUUGGGUGAAUUUUUUAUACCAAUUACGAGAGGCCUGUCGUAAUCGGUAUAAGGAUUUCUGUAACUUGCAUACGCGUGUAUCACCCUUUUUCAUGAAGCCUUGAGGAAUGCGCAUAUAAACAUCUUCAGCUAGAUCACCGUGAAGAAAAGCGUUAUUAACGUCCAACUGAUGUACAAUCCAAUUACACUUAGCUUCAACAACUAACAUGCAUCGUACUGUAACGAGUUUGGCAACUGGUGCAAAUGUUUCAUGAAAGUCAAUCCCCUCAACUUGAGUGAAACCCUUUGCAACCAGUCGAGCUUUGUAACGUUCAACAUCGCCAUUGGGUUUGUAUUUAAUUUUAUAAACCCAUUUGGAGUCCACAAUCCUUUUUCCAGGUGGUAAUUUGAUAAGAGUCCAUGUGUUGUUUUGUUCAGGGCAGUAAUUUCCUUUUGCAUGGCAUCUCUCCACAUGGGAUCCUGUACAACUUGUGAGAAAUAUUUUGGCUCAUCACGUGAGGUGAUGGCUGCUAAAUAGAUUUUGUGAGUAUGGCUAAAUUUUCAUAAUUAACAAAGUGAGAAAUAGGAUAUACCGUCGAGUUGACUGAAUUGGUGGUAGUCCGUGAAUGAUCAAGUGAGGGGGGCAAGUCAACCUCGUAAUCCUGCAAGCGUUUGGGACAUUUCCUAACCCUUUCUCCGCGUUUUGGCUCUUCUGGCGGUGCAUUGUAUUGAGACGUGAUAGGUGAAGGAGGUGCCCUACCGAUUUCUCUGUCUGUUUCCGAAUCCGAACGAGAGGUGCUGACCGCUUCACCCAUCGAUUGCUGUUGAGAGGUUCCCUCCGCAGCUGGCCGUUGACGUACGUAAAUAAUCUCAUGUGAGUUGGGAGAGAGGACUGACAUUUCAUGCGGCUGCUGUCCUUGGGCCCCAUGCAAUUGCUGUUCAUUAGGGUCGGUUAGUGCUGCAUUAUUUGGUUGCUCAUACCAGUUGUCUUGGUUGACAGAAUCAAUCCCAUCUUUCUCAUGUAUAAUUGAUGGUGGCUGCAUUUUAGUGAUGGGAGGAUAAUAAUUGGAGGGACCAUGAUGGGUACGUAUGGGGCAUUGAUUUAAGAUAAUUUGACAUGCAUGAUCAACCAUUGCUCCAAAUUCCAUCUCUUGACUGUUCACAUUUUUGAACGGGAAAAUUUCUUCAAAAAAGGUUACAUCCCUAGACGUAUAUACGGAGUGUUUCUGCAAAUCAAAAAACUCGAUAUGCCUUCUGUCCGUAUGGAUAUCCAAUAAAAAUACAAGGACUCCCCCUUUCGCUGAAUUUAUCUUUUCUUUUAUUAUCAUGAGCGUAUACCAAACACCCAAAUACUCUUAGAUGAUCAUAGCCAGGAACUUUUCCAAAUAACAUUUCGUAAGGACUUUUAUUAAAAAUGAUAGGAGAUGGAAGCCUAUUUAUGAUAUAAACAACAGUCAAAAUGCAUUCCCCCCAAAAAUCAAUAGGUAACCCAGACUGAAAACGAAGUGCCCUUGCAAUUUCCAAAAUGUGUCUAUGCUUUCGUUCCACAACUCCAUUUUGUUGUGGUGUGUCUGUGCAUGACGUUUCCAAUAAUAUCCCAGUAUGUCUGUAAUAAUCAAAUAAAUUUUUGAUUUGAAAUUCCACUCCAUUAUCAGUCCGUAUACGUUUAACCUUUUGCUCAAAUUGUGUAGUAACCAUGUUGCAAAAUUGAAUUAGAAGUUCUGGAACCUCGGAUUUAUUUUUCAUUAAAUAAACCCACACACCUCUAGUGUAGUCAUCAACAAUAGAUAGGAAAUAUCGCGCACCAGAAAUUGGAUCGCAUCUAUAGCCUCCCCAUAUGUCACAAUGUAUUAGUUCAAAACAACAAGUUGUCUUAAUGGUGCUUGUAGGAAAAAAUAGUCUAGUUUGCUUAGCUCUUAUGCAGGGAUCACAAAGAUCUUGCUCCGUCUGAGGCCUUUGAGAAAAUCAAUGUGAUGUAGUUUCCCAUCAGAUGCAUGUCCUAGACGUUGAUGCCAUAAAUCGGAGGUAGUACGGACUGACAUUGCCACCCCCUCACCUCUCGGAGACUCUAGAUAGUAGAGACCAUCACGGAAUCUACCCACACCAAUCAAACUCCUCGAGGUUAAGUCCUGUAAAACACAGAAGUCUGGGAAAAAUGUGAGUGUACAAUUUAGAUCGCUUGUUAGGCGACUAGCCGAAAGUAAGUCACACUAGAAUUUUGGAAUAAAUAUAACACGUUUAAGAAGAAACCCAUUGGGUAAAUAUAAACUACCAACGGCAUGAACUGGAACUAAUUCACCGUUAGGAAUUCUAACCGGUGACACCGGCGCGGUGUUAGCCAUAUUAAAAAGAUUAAUAUUACUACAAGUGAUAUGCUCCGUAGCUCCAGAGUCAAUUAUCCACGAGCGAGCAUGUGACAAUAUAUUUGCCAUAUUCACUUGAGCACCAGAAGAAGAGGGACUCAUAGCUUCAUGAUUGGCUUCAAUAUUGCCAACGUUCAUAGCUUAGCCACAAAAAAUAUUUUUUUUUUCAGGAGUUCGGCUCUGAUACCAUGAUAAAAUUGAUAGUAAUUAUCAAUUUAUGAAACUAUUUGAAGAGAGAAUUCUAAAAGAGAAGCGUAAUGGCUAGUGUUUGUCGAAGAAAAACCACAUCAGGCGCAAGAAAUGACUUUAUAAGUCAACUCCCGGCAGAGCUGAAGGAAUCAAUUCUAGAGUUGCUGAACAUACGUGAAGCCGCCAGAAUGGCUGUGCUUUCAACUUGCUGGAAGGAUGCCUGGUAUGCUCUCGGCCAGCUGGUUUUCGAUUUGGACUUCUUCUCAAAUUUUCCACAAUAUGACAGUGAAGAUGAACCCAAAGAUUGCACCAAAAUAAUAAACCGAUGUCUCUGUUAUGGAUCCAUUCUAUGGACAAGUAUAUCAACGAAGACGUGGACGGUUAGGUUCAGGGGAAUUAGUUGGUCAAAUCGGGGAAGAUCAGAAUACUCUAGAUGGCUGACCACGAGAAUAAGGAAAGCUGGCAGAUUGGCAAGUGGCAGCAUUUAAUUAAUUAGCAUUUAAUUAGUUAGAUCCAGUUAUUUCUUAUUCUUAGUUAUUUCCUAAUUCAAAUUAGGAAACUUCCUGGCAGCAUUUAAUUAGUCAGAUCCAGUUAUUUCCUAUUCUUAGUUAUUUCCUAAUUCAAAUUAGGAAACUUCCUAUUAUCCUUAUGCUUCCUAUUAGGACUCUUGUAAUCUCUAUAAAAGGGACCUAAUAUUGUUCAAUAAAGGACCUUUGGAGAAUUAAUUUGAUGUGUCUUGACUAGGUCGGGCACCGAUUAAUUCCUGAAGACUCUUCGUAUUUAUUCUUGCCUCAUUCGAUAAUCCUAGUAUGACAAUAUUGAUACUAAGGUCUCAGUAGGCUCUUCUUCUCUCCUGAGAUCUCGUCUGAGACCUUGGACAAGGUCUUAUACGCGAGUUCUUAACAAUUUGGUAUCAGCAUCAGGAACGAUGGGAACGGGACCAGAUUCUGCUGCAACAGAAAACAUGAAGAGUCUCCUUGAAGGCUUCGACCAACGCCAGAUCGAUGUUGAGGAUCAACUGGCAGCCCUUCAAACCACGGUUUCUGGUUUGGUUAGCCUGCCCACAGCCUUCACCGAGAUGCAGAAAUCCAUCGCAGCAUUGACCACUGCUGUCCAGCAGGUUCUGACCGACAACUCCUGUGAGCCAUUCGGACAGGGACGACGCAGGGAUACCGAGCAGCACCAGCGCCACACUGAGGAUUCUAUGGUUCCACGUUUUUCUAAAUUGGAGUUUCCCCAAUAUGAUGGAAAAACGGAACCCUUGUCAUGGCUUAAACGCUGCGAGCGGUUUUUUAUUCAACAAAAAACCCCUCCCCAGAACCGAGUGGGGUUAGCUACUUUUCACAUGGUCGGUACCGCUCAACUAUGGGCUGACCAGUUAGACUCUGCAGGUACAGGAGUCAAUUGGACCGACUUUUAUACAAAGUGUUCAAAACGUUUUGGACCUCCAUGCAGUGCCAACCCAGAAGGUGACCUAGCCAAACUGAGGUAGACAUCAGAUUUGGAGACCUAUAUUGAAACGUUUCAGCAAUUACUAGCACACACAGUUGGCAUCUCAGUCCGCAUGCAGGUCAAAAUUUUCACUGCCGGGCUACGUGAGUUGGUGCGCAUGGAAGUAGAGUACCAGGACCCCCUCGAUCUUGACACUGCCAUGAUGUUGGCUCGAACCGUUGAGCGGAAGUACCAAACCCCGACUGCCUCGACUGACUCUAUAAUACGGCCCCAACCAUCCUCUCGACCGAAUGCUUCAGGAACGACACUUAUUGAUUCCAGUUUAUCUCGUCGUAGUUCUAAUCCAACUUUCAAAAAAAUUUCUCGUGCCGAGGCAGCCAUACGACGUGAAAAAGGGUUGUGCUAUAAUUGUGAUGACCAAUGGGUUCGAGGUCAUCGCUGUAAGAGGCUAUUCUUUGUGGAAAUUGUGGAGGAUGACCAACUCGAGGAGGAUCACACGUCACAGACCGCGAUCGAACCAACAUUGUCACUCCAUGCAAUGACUGGAUUUGGCUCGUCCUCAACUAUGCAGAUUCAUGCUACCCUCCAGAACCGUCCCAUUAUAAUUUUGGUAGAUUCGGGUAGCACUCACAAUUUUGUGCAUGAGCGUUUGGCGACUAAUCUAAUAAAUCAACCCCUGCGUAAUAACCGGUUGCAUGUCAUUGUGGCCAAUGGUGACAAAGUCCCAAUUAUCGGUACUUGUCCGGGAUUGGAGUUUGAAGUCCAAGGUAAGACUUUCACGGCAGAUUUUUACAUCUUACCACUUGCCGGAUUUGACAUGAUUUUGGGAGUACACUGGUUACGUGGACUUGGUUCAAUUAUGUGGGAUUUUACACGCUUGUCCAUGCGUUUUACAUGGGAAGACACCUCCGUUGAAUGGCAUGGGCAUGAUGUUUCCCCUCCGCUCACUGCAACUAUGGCAGUAGGCUUAGCCCAAACACCUCCUUCUCUGGCUGGCCUUCUUGUCCAAUUUGAGGACCUCUUUAGGACACCAGUAGGGUUACCGCCCAAGAGGACAUGUGACCACCGCAUACGCUUAAUCCCUGGAGCAGGACCAGUGGUUGUACGUCCUUACCGCUACCCGUAUCUGCAAAAAGAUGAAAUAGAGCGUCAAUGUGCGGAGAUGAUCACUCAAGGAAUCAUCCAGCCAAGUCGAUCCCCGUUCUCCUCACCGGUACUUUUGGUCCUUAAAUCCGAUGACUCGUGGCGGUUCUGUGUGGAUUAUAGGGAACUUAAUUCCAAGACAGUCAAGGAUAAGUUCCCCAUUCCGGUGAUCGAUGAAUUAUUGGAUGAACUUCAUGGAGCGUCAUAUUUUACAAAGUUGGAUCUCCGUUCAGGCUACCACCAGAUACGUAUGGCACCUGAAGACAUAGAAAAAACCGCUUUUCGGACACACCAUGGACAUUUUGAAUUUCUGGUGAUGCCGUUUGGCCUCUCUAAUGCACCAUCCACCUUCCAGAGUUUGAUGAAUGACAUUCUUGCUCCUUAUUUACGAAAGUUUGUCCUGGUAUUCUUCGACGAUAUUCUCAUUUAUAGCAAGUCUUGGACUGCUCAUGUGGCCCAUGUACGCCACGUCUUGGACAUCCUGCGUACCCAUAAUUUGUUCCUUAAGGAGUCAAAAUGCAGCUUCGGAGCUACUUCUGUUAACUAUUUGGGGCAUGUUAUCCACGCCGGUGGAGUAGAAGUUGACCGCACCAAGAUACAAGCUAUCAUGGAUUGGCCAACCCCACAAUCUGUCACGGCCUUGCGCAGUUUCUUGGGCCUAGCGGGGUAUUAUCGCAAGUUUAUUGCACGUUAUGGCGAAAUUGCAGCUCCCCUUUCCACACUCCUAAAGAAGAAUGGGUUUGACUGGUCAGCAGCAGCUAACUCCUCUUUUUGUCAACUGAAGACUUGUUUAUCCACUGCCCCGGUCCUCCAACUUCCAGAUUUUUCUAAGGAGUUUAUCGUCGAGUGCGAUGCAUCAAGAAGUGGGUUUGGUGCAGUUUUGCAGCAAGAGGGUCACCCCAUCGCCUACUUCAGCAGGAAAAUUGCAGACCGACAUAUCAAAUUGGCAGCUUAUGAACGGGAAUUGAUUGGUCUUGCUAAGGCAGUGACUCAUUGGAGGCCUUACUUAUGGGGUCAACAGUUUUUGAUACGAACAGAUCACUCUAGCCUGAAAUACUUACUCGAGCAACGCCUCACCACAUCACCUCAACAACAUUGGCUAAGUAAGUUGAUGGGUUUUACGUUUCGUGUGGAAUAUAAACCAGGGCGUUUCAACACAGUCGCGGAUGCACUAUCUCGACAGAAUGAAACUCCACUCAUUCUCGCCUCACUCACGGUGCCGCUAUCCACGCUACUAGAUGAGGUUCGGACUGCCCAGGCAGCAUCCCCAGAGAUUGAGGCCAUUCAACAACAAGUGUUGGCCGGGACGACCACAGAAGACUGGACAUUUCAAGAUGGGUUGCUUUACUAUAAACAUAAAUUGUAUUUGCUGCCCUCGUCCAAUAUUAUUCCUAGCAUACUAUCUGUGUUCCAUGGCAUGGCCCAUGAGGGCAUUGAGAAGACAUUACACCGCUUACGUAAGGAAUUUUACUGGCCAAACAUGAAGCUCACAGUGGCCUAGUACAUUCGUGACUGUCAAGUAUGCCAACAACAUAAGUGGCUGAACCUACAGCCAGCAGGGUUGCUUCAACCACUCCCCAUUCCGCAACACAUUUGGGCAGAUAUUACAAUGGAUUUUAUUGAGGGUUUACCGAAGGUAAAAGGGAAAUCAAUUAUUCUCGUUGUGGUGGAUCGGUUAUCAAAGGCGGCACACUUCAUUCCAUUAAGCCACCCGUAUACUUCUGUAUUUGUAGCUGGAGUGUACUUUGCUGAAAUCUUCCGUCUUCAUGGCUUACCUGAAUCUAUUGUAUCGGACCGUGAUAAAGUUUUCAUCAGUGCAUUUUGGCGCGAAUUGUUUCGUUUGGCCGGUACAAAGUUGGCUUUUUCCUCAGCUUAUCACCCGCAAACUGAUGGCCAAACAGAGAUCGUUAACCGCACUGUGGGCAUGUACUUGCGUUGCUUAACGAGUGAUUACCCUCGGGAAUGGGUUCGUUGGCUUCCAUGGGCUGAAUACUGUUACAAUACAUCUUAUCAUACGGCGUUGGGUGAUACUCCAUUUCGCAUUGUGUAUGGGCGUGAACCUCCCAAACUCGUGGCACAUACACCGGGAACAACCCAAUUAGAAGGGGUCGAGAGGGAGCUCAUUGAUCGUGACAUCUUGCUAGCCACAACAAGGAACCGAUUAAUGCAAGCGCAACAGCGGAUGAAGCAACAGUUUGAUAAGGGCCAUCGUGAUCUAUCAUUUGAAAUAGGGGACUGGGUAUGGCUUUGGGUACAUCCUUAUCGGCAGGUGUCACUAAUCAAGCGCCAUCAUAAGCUCUUACCUCGCUUUUAUGGGCCGUUUCAGGUGCAAGCGAGAAUUGGGGCAACUGCCUACCAGCUUCUCCUACCGGCAGAUUGUCGUAUCCACAAUGUUUUUCAUGUUUCAUUGCUCAAACCACAUCACGGGCCUAUCCCACAAAGUAUAAGAGAUUUGCCACCACUUGACGAACCUCGUUCUUCUCUUCAGCCCACUGCAGUUCUCCGCAGCCGGAAGCAUGAUGGCCAGAUGGAACUCCUGGUCCAAUGGCAGGGGCAGCUCAAGGAAGAAGCUUCAUGGGAGUCAUUGGAUACAUUUCAAUCCACAUUUCCUGAGUUCAAGCUUGAGGACAAGCUUUUAAUUAACGGGGGGAGUGAUGUUAUGGAUCCAUUCUAUGGACAAGUAUAUCAACGGAGACGUGGACGGUUAGGUUCAGGGGAAUUAGUUGGUCAAAUCGGGGAAGAUCAGAAUACUCUAGAUGGCUGACCACGAGAAUAAGGAAAGCUGGCAGAUUGGCAAGUGGCAGCAUUUAAUUAAUUAGCAUUUAAUUAGUUAGAUCCAGUUAUUUCUUAUUCUUAGUUAUUUCCUAAUUCAAAUUAGGAAACUUCCUGGCAGCAUUUAAUUAGUCAGAUCCAGUUAUUUCCUAUUCUUAGUUAUUUCCUAAUUCAAAUUAGGAAACUUCCUAAUAUCCUUAUGCUUCCUAUUAGGACUCUUGUAAUCUCUAUAAAAGGGACCUAAUAUUGUUCAAUAACGGACCUUUGGAGAAUUAAUUUGAUGUGUCUUGACUAGGUCGGGCACCGAUUAAUUCCUGAAGACUCUUCGUAUUUAUUCUUGCCUCAUUCGAUAAUCCUAGUAUAACAAUAUUGAUACUAAGGUCUCAGUAGGCUCUUCUUCUCUCCUGAGAUCUCGUCUGAGACCUUGGACAAGGUCUUAUACGCGAGUUCUUAACAGUCAUGCUCCGGACAGGACCCAUUAAGAAAUUUACGCUGGUGGUUUCACAGUUUGAGGAUUAUCUUCUCCGUGGAAAAAUUCCCUUACCACUCCCAGCGGAUAUAGACCGUUGGUGUCUGUUUCUGUCGAGAAAUGGCAUUGAGGAGCUUCACAUCUCUGUUGAUAAUCACAAAGAAACAUAUAAUCUUCAUGAGUGUAUAGUAACUUGCCCAACAAUUAAGCAACUCGCACUUCGUGCGGUGGAUUUUGGCUUCCCUGUUAAUUCACAUAGUGUGCUUCCUGGUGUCACUUCAUUGUCUUUUGACUAUGUUUUAUUUGAGCCUGAUCUCACUGGAACAGUCUAUAGUGUUCCAAAUCCCGAGAAGCUCUCUUUUGACAAUUGUCCUCGGAUUCAAAAUUUUGUGAUUAGCGCGCCAAAACUCAAGUGCUUGACUACUGACCGUAAUUUUGAAAGGGUGACUGAUUUCAGAUGGUUUGUGCUCCAUUUUGCUGUAAUCAGUACUCUUCAUUUGCAUGUAGAUGUGUUGUCGAUAUUCCAAGGUUAAUUUUUGUUCUGUUUUCUUUAAAGGAUUCACCUGACGCAGUAGCUGCACAGAUGUUCCCAAAUGCAACAAAUCUGAGAGUGGUUGUGAUUCAUAAUGCCAAUUUUUGGUGCAGAGCACUUCACUUUUGUUAUUGAAUUGAUUCAAAAAUGCCCAAAGCUAUGUGAACUUGGAAUUGAGACAUUUGAUUAUAUAAGACCAAUUAUUUACCGAUUGAUUUGGCCAUUAUGACUUUGUGUUCAUUAUUCUCUCCAAAUUAUGACAAGUCAAGCAUAUGCUGUUUAGAUUUCUCUUUUCCGUGGUAUGUACUUAGGGCACACAGAGAGGCAACGGUGAAUAUGUUUCCAGACUUUUGGCGAAUCCCUACGGCUGUGUUAUUAAGAAGGAACUGAAAAUGCUUAAAACAGUGAAGAUUCAAAUCUUUUGUGGAUUCAGACUUGAAGUGCAGUUUGUCAAGACAAUCCUUUUAAGUCACCCGCCCUUGAGGAACUUGUUAUUACGAAAUCACCUGACUGCAAGGAUAUGCAGAUCCUAGAGGAAAUCAUGUGCUGCUCCCGCUCAUCCCCACAAGCUCGAGUUGUUUUCAUGGAUUCCAAGUAUGAGUAGGCCAGCCAUCCUGCCAUCUAGGUUUUCCCAUGCAUUUGUUGCAUGAAAUCCAAGGGGUUUGGCUAUGUGUAGUCAACUUGUUUUGCUGGAUUGGAAGUUCAAAAUGUUUUUUGCUAGCUCGGUAUCAACUUUACGAAGUACACUCAUAUUUGGAGUACCUAUUUCAUUUGGUGGAGCCGUGGAGGAGUCAUCAUGGAUGGACCCGGGCCGGUUCGGGCCCGGUUCGGGCCUAGGCCCGGCCGGGCCUCGGGUCUGUUUUGUUGGGCCCGAGCCCGAACCGG